Messenger RNA from Temnothorax curvispinosus, 643 nucleotides. RefSeq lists its product as uncharacterized. The transcript has 6 exons. Bases 195 to 629 code for a protein of 144 amino acids. NCBI's taxonomy places the organism in Eukaryota, Metazoa, Arthropoda, Insecta, Hymenoptera, Formicidae. The record is from RefSeq and is a predicted model, not a curated record.
CGGCAACAUCCAGCCCUGCGAGCCGAGCGACGAGCUGCCGGAACCAGAAGAAUUUCAAGGAACACAGGCGAUACUGUGUGGCACAGUGUCAGACACAGUGCUUUCCAACAACGACACAGCGAAGCACAUCUCGACACAGCAUCGGUGUAGAGUUCGAGUGUGUUCUGUAGGCAUUGUUGCCAAUCUUUAAAAACAUGUUUCAAUGUGAGCAUUGCUCUUCAGAAAUAACUCUUGACGACGUACCGAUUCAUCAAUGCUUUAUUGAACAGGAUGUUUAUAUGAAAGAAAACAAUAUUCUUUUUGCAACUACAACAAAACAAUCAUCUGAUAGCUGUGAUAUGAAUAAAAAGCAAUCGGAAGAUGAAUGUAUUCUUCCAGAAAUAUCUUCAGGAUCUUCUGAGCCGGUUAAUACAAAACAGCAAGCUGUUUGGGACAAACGUGCAACACUUGCAUUACUAGCUUUAUAUGAAGCAAAUAUAGAAAACAUUGAUCAUCCUAAAAAGAAGACCAAAAUUUGGUCAAAAAUUUCCAUGGGUUUGCUCGAACAUGGUAUUGAGGUGUUGUUAAAAAUUGAAAUUUUACAUAUAUAUAUAUAUAUAUAUAUAUAUAUACCUAUAUUCAUUGUGUGAACAUCCGAGGUGAU